GUUGUAACUAUGGGCUAUACAUUUUGGGAAUGGCCCAUAUAGAAACUUAAAAAGGCCAGCAAUAAAAGAAGAUAUGGUGUCUCUACUCCGAAGCUAGAGGCUCUUACUCACUUCCACUACAGCAGAAAGAUAAGACGAAACAAGAAUGUCUGUGUCAGCGAUCUUUGGCACCGGACUCGUCACCGCCGCUGCUUCUCCGGCUCUCAGCCAAUUUCAAAUUCCUAAAAUGGGAAACGGAGGAGGAUUGGGAAUGGUGAUAGAGUGUUCGUCGAGGCCGCAGAAGAAAUCGACGGCACAUCACAGGAAGACGAGGCCGAAGAAGACGCAGCCUUGGGACAUUAAGAGAAAGCCCACCGUUUAUGCUCCUCUUCCUCCUCUCCCUCCGGAUUGGUCUCCGCUCGCUCUUUCUUCCGGCGACAUUAGUGCCGCCUCCGCCGGAGAUUUGGCUUCAGGCGCCGCCGCGUAGUUAUGAAGUUAUCUGCUGGUCUGGUUGUAAUCUUGUCUGAAAGCUUUUGUUAUUUGUCUGUUUCUGUUUAUUCGUUUUUCAGUUUUUUGUUUCUGUGUCUGCUGUCUGCUUCUUCUGUGGGGCCCACUUAUGUGAAA
Messenger RNA from Brassica oleracea var. oleracea, 603 nucleotides. RefSeq names its product 50S ribosomal protein 6, chloroplastic-like. The coding region runs from base 146 to 466 and encodes 106 amino acids. The record is from RefSeq and is a predicted model, not a curated record. Gene Ontology annotation, cellular component: chloroplast; ribosome. The transcript has a single exon. Gene Ontology annotation, biological process: translation. Gene Ontology annotation, molecular function: rRNA binding; structural constituent of ribosome. NCBI's taxonomy places the organism in Eukaryota, Viridiplantae, Streptophyta, Magnoliopsida, Brassicales, Brassicaceae.